This is a messenger RNA of Frieseomelitta varia, 1322 nucleotides long. Its product is annotated as phospholipid scramblase 2-like. NCBI's taxonomy places the organism in Eukaryota, Metazoa, Arthropoda, Insecta, Hymenoptera, Apidae. Gene Ontology annotation, cellular component: plasma membrane. Gene Ontology annotation, biological process: plasma membrane phospholipid scrambling. Gene Ontology annotation, molecular function: phospholipid scramblase activity. The record is from RefSeq and is a predicted model, not a curated record. Bases 51 to 1019 code for a protein of 322 amino acids. The transcript has 8 exons.
UGGAACCGAAAUCAUUUAGUCGUGAACAAGCGUACACUCGACAACAAACAAUGGAAAGUAUCAUAUCUAGUUGGGAACGCAGCACCUGUUUCGGAUAUCCCGAGGAUAAUCCAAGGCGAUACAAUCACGGGAAAUACGAGCCGAUUGCUGACAGAUUGGAGAGAUUAAUAGCAGAACCAAACCAGGAAAACGUUCGAUAUAUAGAAAUGGAACAGAAUCCGGUGUUCACCAUACCCUCUGUUUAUCUGAAGCCAACGGUCAUUACGGCACAACCACAAGAAGAGAGAGAGAGCAGAGAAAGAAGAUCCAUGAACACGUUGGACUGGACAUCAACGUCGAACUUGCAGAUAACUACAGUCUUCGGAAGUUACGUCCUGAAUGACUUGGAGCAAUUGGAAAUUCGGCAGAUUGUUGAUCUCAGUACAUUGUUCGGCAAGAAAAGGAAAUUCAACUACAAAGUGAAAAUACCGAGAGCCGAAACAGUUUUCCUAGCCCUGGACUUAGGGCAAACUGAAGAGUCAAGCUGCUGGGAUUGCGCCAACCUGUUCCGCGACGAAUUCACGUUGAACGUCGUGAAUCGAUAUGGCGAGAAAGCCUUCACCAUGAUCAUGAAAUCCAGGCUCGCGUAUAUGGUUUCCAGAUUGCACGUCAUAAAGGUGCUAGGUCCGAAUUUAAUUGGCACAGUGGAACAAAAUUACCGUCUAUUGGGCGUGUGUUUCACGAUCUAUAAUGCAGAGAAAGAAGAACUCUGCUAUAUAGAGGGGCCGAAUAUUUGUAGUUGUUGCAUGUAUCCAGAGUUACACUUCAAGGUGAUGUCGGCCGACGGUCGCCGUCAAAUUGCGUCCUUCAUGCAUCUGUGGGACUCUAUACUCCGCGAGUACAUCCUGUUACUCACGUUCUCUAAAGAGUUGGACACGUCACUGAAAAGUUUACUUCUCGCUGCGUCAUUUCUCAUAGAAUACGUGUACUUCAAAGAUGAAGCCUCUUCCGAAGGCCCAUCAUUAUUUCCCGCGAUGUAAAUAAGAAGAUAGCCUUGCAAGAUGAACCGGCUGAAAGAGGAAAUGUGCACUUUCAUUCGAUUUUGUGAGAAAAUGAUCAUCGUCGACGAAGAUCCGUUUUGAAGGUUUAAGAAUGUAAGAAGAAACUGGCGCAACAACGAGUCUACCUCGCUUCCCGAUAAUUCGAGAAAAUCAACACAGACCUUUGCAACUUGAAGCACGAUUAAGAUCAAGUGCAAACUUGCUACAAACUCGUGAUCCUCGAAUAUCAAACUUGUACUUAUAUAUUCUUCCUUUUUCAAUAAAUGCAACUUAAAUAUCGGA